Molecule: messenger RNA, 1230 nt
Organism: Lycium barbarum (goji berry)
Lineage: Eukaryota; Viridiplantae; Streptophyta; Magnoliopsida; Solanales; Solanaceae
Exons: 4
Coding region: 250-987 (245 amino acids)
Cellular component (GO): chloroplast
Source: RefSeq, a predicted model, not a curated record
GAGCGUUAUUUUCCAAAAAACAAAAAAAGGAGGAGGAAAAAAGUGUGUGAAUUCUUUGCAGGAUUAUCUAGGCUACAGUGACAGUAACGCCAGUUAUCUUAUUUUAUCUGCUGCCUAAGCUAAAUUCCAGGCGGUUCUAUCUCUGCCGGCCGGCGUCCAAUUUCUCCGGGAAACAAUGUAUUCAUGUGCUGAGACUACUGUCUUUGAAUUACGUGCUUAGGUCUUGCAAGCACCUGGUUAUUUAAGGAGAUGAACUGCGUUCGCAUAAACAGUUCCUAUCCUGCCUGCAAUCUCAAAGCUUCCUUUCCAUCACUUACUGCUCCAAGGAGGACUUCCAAUUUGACCAUAUUAUCUUCGACUUAUCUCGGUACCAAACUCCCGAAAAUCUCUCUGAAUGUGAAAGUAGGUGUAUCCAAACUGCAGCUUUGCAAAACUGUAUGCUUAUUUGGUGGCAAGGGGAAGGCAAGCAAUGACAAUGAGGCUUCUCCGUGGAAAGCUCUUGAGAAGGCCGUGGGGAAUCUGAAGAAGGAACAGUCAGUUGAGGAUUUAUUGAAGCAACAGAUUCAAAAACAAGAAUACUAUGAUGGAGGAGAUGGUGGUGGAGAUCGUCCAGGUAGUGGCGGUGGAGGUGGCAGUGACGGUUCUGGUCAACCAGAGGAUGAAGGCAUUCCAGGGAUCUUAGAUGAGCUAGGACAAGUAAUCUUGGCAACUACGGGCUUCAUAUUUCUGUAUAUCUACAUAAUUGAAGGCGAGGAGAUCACUGUGUUCACAAAGGAUAUUCUCAAGUUUAUCUUUCUAAGGCAAAAGAGUAUUCGUCUUGGACGCACAAUUGCAAAGUGGGAAAACUACUUCAGAAGCCUGACUGAGAAGAAAGAAGAAAAUCCAUAUUGGUUGGAAAGUGAGAUUCUUAGAACCACUACUUGGUAUGACGGCCCCGCAAAAUAUAGGCACAUUCUCAGACAGUUGCAAUCCGACUCUUAUUAUUGAUAAGAAACCUUUUCUCUGUGCUAUCAAAUUUUGUACUAGUUUAAAGAGUUUUCUGACUGCCUGUUUGAGUAAGAGAAUGGAUGAAGAACUGAAAAACUGUUUAAUUGUUGGUAGAAUUUUGUGUCAUGAGUAUAUUUUCAGGUUUUCUUAUUUUGGGAUGAGAUAUGGAUCAUUCAAUUAAAGAAUGUUAUGUUUGAUUAAAGGCUGGCAUAAGAUGUGAGAGAGAUUAAAUUGCUAUAGUGA